AUGGCUCCCCAUGCAGAGGCAGACUCGGGCUCCGCGCACGGAGAUGGACCAACCAACGGCAACGGCAACGGCAACGGCGCCCAGCACGACCGCGAGCUCUUCACCGUCGACUCCCCCAACGUCGUCUACAAUGACAACGAGAUCCUCUCCAAGUACACCUACCGCACCACAAAGGUCACAAAGGACGCCGCUACCGGCAAGUACAUCGCCAAGCCCACCACCACCCUCUACGAGUUCAAGACGGACCGCAAGGUCCCCAAGGUCGGCAUGAUGCUCGUCGGCUGGGGCGGCAAUAACGGCACCACCGUCACCGCAGGCAUCCUCGCCAACCGCCGCGGUCUCGAGUGGGAUACCCGCGAAGGCCCCCGCGCCGCAAACUACUACGGCUCCGUCAUCAUGGGGUCCACCGUCAAGCUGGGCACCGACGCCGAGACGGCAAAGGACGUCAAUAUCCCCUUCCACGACCUGCUUCCUAUGGUCCACCCCAACGACCUGGCUAUUGGCGGUUGGGAUAUCAGCAAGCUGAGCUUGGCCGACGCCAUGGACCGCGCGCAGGUGCUGGAGCCGACGCUCAAGAUGCAGGUCAAGAAGGAGAUGGCUGAGAUGGUCCCGCUUCCUAGCAUCUACUACCCUGACUUCAUCGCCGCCAACCAGGAGGACAGGGCCGACAAUUUGAUUCCCGGAAGCAAGGCCUCCAUGGCUCACGUUGAGCAGAUCCGCAAGGAUAUUCGCGACUUCAAGGAGGCCAACGGUCUCGACAAGGUCAUUGUGCAGUGGACCGCCAACACGGAGCGAUACGCCGACAUCAUCCCGGGCGUCAAUGACACCGCCGAUAACCUGCUCAAGUCCAUCGAGGAGGGCCACGAGGAGGUCUCGCCCUCGACCGUCUUCUCCGUUGCCUGCACGCUUGAGGGCGUCCCCUUCAUCAACGGCUCCCCGCAGAACACCUUCGUCCCCGGCGCCAUCGAGCUGGCCGAGAAGCACGGGUCCUUCAUCGGCGGCGACGACUUCAAGUCGGGCCAGACCAAGAUGAAGUCGGCACUCGUCGACUUCCUCAUCAACGCGGGUAUCAAGCUGACCUCCAUUGCGAGCUACAACCAUCUGGGCAACAACGACGGGAAGAACCUCAGCUCGCACAAGCAGUUCCGUUCCAAGGAGAUUAGCAAGUCCAACGUGGUGGACGACAUGGUUGAGGCCAACACGGUGUUGUACAAGGAGGGCGAACACCCUGACCACACCGUCGUCAUCAAGUACAUGCCAGCCGUGGGUGACAACAAGCGCGCGCUCGACGAGUACUACGCCGAGAUCUUCAUGGGCGGUCACCAGACCAUCUCGCUCUUCAACGUAUGCGAGGACUCGCUGCUGGCAUCGCCGCUCAUCAUCGACCUCGUGCUCGUGGCCGAGAUGAUGACGCGCAUCCAGUGGAAGGCUUCCUCGUCGGACGGUGUCGCGACCAAGGACUUUAAGGGAUUCCACAGCGUGCUGAGCAUCUUGAGCUACAUGCUCAAGGCGCCCCUGACCCCGCCGGGAACCCCUGUCAUCAACGCACUGAGCAAGCAGCGCGCCGCGCUGACCAACAUCUUCCGCGCCUGCGUUGGUCUGGAGCCGGAGUCUGAGAUGACGCUCGAACACAAGCUGUUCUGAUGCGUCGUCAGAUUGUGAAUGAAUGUUCCAUUCUUUGCCAUACCACGUGGCCCUGCUUUGAUUCGUUGCCUUGCUUUUUCCAAUUCUGGAGGUCGAUAACGACACAAUCGCCCCGUCCGAUCAUUGAGAGUUGCGUUAAUGAUUUGAGAUAGUGCCUAUGUUUAUUCCAAAAAAAUACAGUCAGUCAUUACCGCAUGCCGUAAGCGUCCCACAUGUCAGAGUUUUGGCAUUUCGUAUCGUGAAGCUAUUUGGGAAGCAGCCACGCAAGCUCUCACAACUUGAACCUUAGAAG
This is a messenger RNA of Colletotrichum godetiae, 1936 nucleotides long. RefSeq names its product myo-inositol-1-phosphate synthase. Gene Ontology annotation, cellular component: cytoplasm. NCBI's taxonomy places the organism in Eukaryota, Fungi, Ascomycota, Sordariomycetes, Glomerellales, Glomerellaceae. Gene Ontology annotation, biological process: phospholipid biosynthetic process; inositol biosynthetic process. The record is from RefSeq and is a predicted model, not a curated record. Gene Ontology annotation, molecular function: inositol-3-phosphate synthase activity. Bases 1 to 1644 code for a protein of 547 amino acids. The transcript is spliced from 3 exons.